UUGAAAACAUUUAUAGGGAAAACCCAGAUCAGUUUCUCAGGCAGAAAUGGCGCAUAUAUUUGGCAACACAGCUUUAAGGCAAUUGUCUCAGAUGUUUGCAACAACCAUCUUCUUCCACAGUUCAGAGUACAUUCUAGCAAUCGCCAUUCAUGGCAGAUUCAAUAUAACUCUAAGCUCUCUUCUGAUCAGCAACCAAUAUAUGUUAGCAAUGGCCUGUUCAUUGCUGGAAUACAUCAUUGAACUGGUUCUGCUUCCUGGGUUGAAGGAAUACUGGUGGGUCAGUAACACUGGUUUUGUUCUCAUGGUGAUUGGUGAGGUAAUUCGCAAAUCUGGGAUUCUAACAGCAGGUCGUGCCUUCACCCAUAUGAUCAGAAUCCGUCGUGAAGACCAUAAAAAUUUGGUCACUCAUGGAAUCUAUGGAUCCAUUCGUCAUCCGGGUUACUGUGGAUUUUUUAUAUGGGCUACUGGUACUCAAGUGAUGCUCUGCAACCCAUUUUGUACUGUUGGUUUUAUUUUGGUUCUUUGGCGUUUUUUCUCAGAACGGAUAAACUUUGAGGAGCAUUACUUGAGGAAGUUUUUUGGAUCUCAGUAUGUGGAGUAUUCGCGUCGAGUUCCAUCUGGAUUGCCAUUUGUGAAAUGAAUACCUGCAAAGUUUACAGUUUCUGAGCCUUUGCACCAUUGUUCACCAAAGAAAUGCCCAAAUCAGAAUCUUUACGUGUUCAUGGAGGUGGAUAGAAUCUGAGAAACAUGGAGGAUAGAGAUUGCCAGGGUUUUGGUCACCAAGUGGGUAACAUUGAAUUGAAAAAUAACUACGAAAGAUUAGAUCAAAGGUUUUGUUUUACCCAUUUUUAGUGUGGUGGGGAAUCAGCUUCUGUGUUCGUGUUCUAUUAUUUAUAUAUUCAUGGGGCAAUAGUAUGGUUC
This is a messenger RNA of Macadamia integrifolia, 921 nucleotides long. Its product is annotated as protein-S-isoprenylcysteine O-methyltransferase B-like. The record is from RefSeq and is a predicted model, not a curated record. Lineage: Eukaryota; Viridiplantae; Streptophyta; Magnoliopsida; Proteales; Proteaceae. The coding region runs from base 47 to 640 and encodes 197 amino acids. Gene Ontology annotation, cellular component: endoplasmic reticulum; membrane. The transcript has a single exon. Gene Ontology annotation, biological process: C-terminal protein methylation. Gene Ontology annotation, molecular function: protein C-terminal S-isoprenylcysteine carboxyl O-methyltransferase activity.